CUUUGUGUAUAAUUUUAAUUAACCUAAAACAAAGUUAGAAGUGCGAGGAAUUGAAAUAGAGAACAUGGGAAUAACAUUUAUAUGUGUUUUAUAAUUCUUUCAUCGUAAAAGCUCAACAUUUCCUUCUCAAUAAUUGCGAGCAUAUAUUAAUAUCGAUAAUAGUUUCAAUGUGAAUUUUAUAUAGUAAUUAGUGUGUGUGUGUGUGUGUGUGUUUUAUGUUUAAUACAGCAAAAUGGGAGGCGGAGAUUUGAAUUUGAAGAAGUCAUGGCAUCCAUCUACUAUGAAAAACAUGGAGAAGGUAAAGAAAGCGGAGCAGCAAAACAAUCAAGAAAACAAAAGGAUAGCCGAGUUAAAGAGACAGAUCGAAAUGGAGAAAGAUCGAGAGGAUAUGACAAAAUACGCUAUGGAACAAGGUGUGAUAGAAAAAAAGGAUGAAAAGAAAUUGGAUUGGAUGUACAAAGGACCGAAUGAAAUGGUCAGUAGAGAGGAGUAUCUAUUGGGAAGGCCAGUUGAUAAAGCCUUCGAACAAAUGCAACAGGCAGAGAAAGAGACAGAAUUGAUUAAAGCACCAAAGAAUCAUGUUGAAUAUGAAUGCAUUCCACCUUCAUUGCGAUUUUUUUCUGGUAAUGAGCAAGUAGAUCUGGUUAGAAAAAUGCAAGAGGAUCCUCUAUACACUAUUAAGAAAAAAGAAAUGGAAAGUAGGAGUCAGCUCUUGAAAAAUCCUGUCAAACUAAAACAACUUAAAGAAUUACUGGAACAGCAGUCGCGUAAAAGUAAAAGUGAAAAGAAAAAGAAAAAAUCAAAGCGGAAGGACAGUAGUGAGGACGAGGUUGAAUUGGAUAAGUUGCUAGUAACUAAAUAUAAACAAUUAAAAGGCAAUAUUAGUGAAAAAGAUUUGCUAAAAUCGAUGAAAAAAAUUAAAUACAAACGAAAGAAGAAAUCAAGAAAGCAUAGUCACGAUUCGGAAAGUGAAUCGGACAGCAGUAACGACGGUUUUGUUAAAAUAAGGCGACACAAACGGCAAAAAAAACGAAAGAAAAAUACAAGCGAUAGUGACAGCAGUGAUAGUACUGAGAGCACUAAUAGUGAAAAUGUCACUCAACAUGAGAAGAAAGAUAAUAAAAAGGAAUGUAAUAGAAAACGUUCAAGAGAUGAUAUAAAAAUAGAUAAUGAACGAGACAAGAAAAGGAGCAAAUAUAGCGAUCCAAAGUAUGAGAGAAGUAGAAAGCGUGAGGAAGAAUAUAAUACGAAUUAUAAACAGAGAUAUGUGCGAAAUGAUAUGCAAAGGGAUAGCUCAAAGGAUAAUUACAAAAAUGAAAAAAAAUACUUUGCAGAGAAACGAAAUGAUGUAACAAUAUCAAAUAGCGAAAGAUCUAAAUCUACCUCCGAUAUUAGUCGGACGAAAUUGAAAGAGGAUAGAAAAGAAGCAAAAUAUAGACCAAAAGCAAAACCGAGUCUUACUGAAGAGGAAAAGGAACAACGGCGGCAAGAAAUGAUGGCAAAUGCAGCAUGGCGCGAUAAGGAGCGAGAGAAAAAUGUGAAAAUGUACCGCGAGAAAGAGAAAAGGGAAAUACAAAAUAAUUCGUACAACAAGGAUUUUAUCAGGAAACAACUGGUCGUCGCGACAGAAAUAGGUACUGUCGCAUCUAGAAUCAAAGCCAAUAUUAACAACAUACAACGUUCCGGUCGCGCAAUGGAUAUGAAUUUCGCCAAGAGAUGAUUUUUACCUGCAAUCACGUAUAUUUCCU
Molecule: messenger RNA, 1748 nt
Organism: Cataglyphis hispanica
Lineage: Eukaryota; Metazoa; Arthropoda; Insecta; Hymenoptera; Formicidae
Product: pre-mRNA-splicing factor CWC25 homolog
Exons: 6
Coding region: 233-1720 (495 amino acids)
Biological process (GO): mRNA splicing, via spliceosome
Cellular component (GO): U2-type spliceosomal complex
Source: RefSeq, a predicted model, not a curated record